AUGCAGUACAUCUACACGGUCAAGACUUUUCAAGAUCUCAAUCCUACUGUUCUCACUUGGCGUAGGAUUGCCCUUGUUGAAGAUACAAAGUCAGUGAUUGUGGGGGAUAAGUUUUUACUGGAUAUGGAAUCGGAAAACUAUGUUCCUGGUCUUGGAAACGAUAAGAGAGACUUGUUUGCAUUUAGCAACAACACUAACACUACUGGCAUUGUUAACUUGUUCAAGAUCCCCAAGAUUUUCAACCCAAGCAAUGCUUUCUUUAAGCAAAAGGAUCAAGUGUUCCAUGAGAUCAGCCAUGCCAAUGCAAAGGAACGGCUUGUGAAGGGAACUCGCUUCUUUCCAUUUGGAGAUUGUGUUAGAAAUGAAGCAUCAACUAAAGCCCAGUACACGAGGGCUUUCGCCGUCGGUGGAGGAGGAGGUGUAAGUUAUUCUUUUGCUAUCGCUAUUUAUCUGAAUGUUUACAGCACUCAAGGCGGCUUUGGAACCGGGGUAGAAUUAUCAGGAGGGAUAACGUGCGAUGUUCCACCUUACAACACGCUGCAAGUACAAAUGCGUCUUGACCGUGUGAGGAUUUCAGGUAUGAGGUCCAGACAAUUAAAGAUACAACUGGCGUGGAACUUUGGGAAAACAUUUGAAGCUUCUCCAUGGAAAGAAGAACCUGUUUUUGAAGAAGCAAGGCAGUCAAACUUUAUGAUAUCCUGUGUGACUGACCCUGAGCUCUUACAAUGCAGUUGGAGGUAG
Messenger RNA from Lizanozyma spartinae, 741 nucleotides. RefSeq lists its product as uncharacterized. Bases 1 to 741 code for a protein of 246 amino acids. The transcript has 2 exons. The record is from RefSeq and is a predicted model, not a curated record. Lineage: Eukaryota; Fungi; Ascomycota; Pichiomycetes; Serinales; Debaryomycetaceae.